Molecule: messenger RNA, 834 nt
Organism: Amblyraja radiata (thorny skate)
Lineage: Eukaryota; Metazoa; Chordata; Chondrichthyes; Rajiformes; Rajidae
Product: probable G-protein coupled receptor 139
Exons: 1
Coding region: 1-834 (277 amino acids)
Biological process (GO): G protein-coupled receptor signaling pathway
Cellular component (GO): plasma membrane
Molecular function (GO): G protein-coupled receptor activity
Source: RefSeq, a predicted model, not a curated record
AUGGCGGUGAUGGACUUCCUAGUCAUCGUGGCGGCAGUGAUAUUAAGCCGUCUUCCAGCUCUUUAUUUCCCCGUUAGUUUGCUAUCCACCACUCCCGGCUGUAGCCUCGUUAUUGCGUUCAGUUGGUUUUCCAAGGACACUUCCGCCUGGUUAACGGUGGCGUUCACCUUCGAUCGAUUCAUCGCCAUUUGCUGUCCGCAUCUGAAAGUCCGAUAUUGCACUGAGAAAAUCGCGACUGUCGUCAUCGGAACGGUGUGUGUGUUGUACUGUGUAAAAAAUGUGCCCUUCUUUUUUACAUAUGAACCUGCGUAUGUGUUGGAUAAUAUACCUUGGUACUGCAGCAUAAAGGAUGUCUAUUAUACUUCACUUGCAUGGAAGAUAUAUGACUGGCUGCUCUAUAUGGUAAACCCAUGUGUACCGUUCGUGCUAAUUUUGCUUCUCAAUGUUUUCACGGUCAGGCACAUUCUAGCGGCCAGUGGAGCCCGCAAGAGAUUGCGCGCUCAGAGCCAUGGAGAUAAACAGAAUGACCCAGAGAUGGAGAGCAGGAGAAAGUCCAUCAUUAUACUAUUCGCCAUUUCGGGCAGCUUCCUGCUUUUGCGAUUCACCAAUGUUGUGAAUUUUGUAAUGGUGCAAUUUUUAAUCAAAAAUUAUGCGAACAAUUCCAAUUCCACCAACCCAAUGUUCAUACUGCAAGAAAGCGGCUACAUGAUGGAACUUCUCAGUUCAUGCACCAACACGUGCAUUUAUGCGGGUACACAGGCUAAAUUCAGAGAACAGUUGAAGAAUCUCGUCAAAUGUCCCUUCAAGGCAAUUUGCAAUCGAUUCAAACGAUAG